AUGUCGAGAUUGUACUACGGCGCGUUAGUAUCACCGAUCUCGCUGACAGAGUACACUGCGCUGCCGCACGCGCUGCUCGCCGUCUCGCACGCUACGGGCGAGAUUGAGCGGGUCGAGGAGGACGUCGCGGCGGGCGUGCUGCAGGAUGUGCUGGCGGAGCAUGGAUAUGUGGAUGAUGUGGAUUUGGUGGAGCUCAAAGUGGGCGAGUUCUUGAUUCCCGGGUUUAUCGACACGCACACGCAUGCUCCGCAGGUGCCGAAUCUUGGGAGCGGCCAGCAGCACGAACUUCUGGAUUGGCUUGCUCAAGUGACGUUCCCGAUGGAAUGUAGGUUCUCGGACGUAGACUUUGCAAGGCGAACAUAUAAUUCUGUUGUGAAGCGAAUUAUUGACUACGGAACCACGACGUGCUGUUAUUUUGGCUCAUUACACUUAGAAUCCACGAAAAUACUCGCAGAGAUCGUGCACGCACACGGGCAGCGUGCUCUCGUCGGGAAAUGCAAUAUGGACUAUAAUUGCCCCGACUACUACAUUGAGCCUUCGCCUGAAGCCUCCAUUGCCGCCACGGAAGAGCUGAUCGCGCACAUCCGUGCGCUGCCCUCCCUGAGUACCAGUGCACAUCCACACUCGGGCGAAACGCUCGUGCACCCGGUCCUAACGCCGCGCUUCGCGCUCUCCUGCACGCGCGCUCUGCUCUCCUCCCUCGGCGCGCUCGCUGCGGCCGACCGCUCGCUCGCGAUCCAGACGCACGUCUCGGAGAACGAGUCUGAAGUGGUGCUCACCAAGUCGCUGUUCCCGCCAGAGACACUGCCUUCCCCUCCCAUGCCUGCGACGGUGAGCGCGGCGGGGACGUAUACGGGCGUGUACGACGCGUUCGGCCUGCUGAGGGACAAUACCAUCCUUGCGCAUGCUGUGCAUCUCGAGCCUAUGGAGGUGGCACUUAUUAAGGCGCGGAACGCGGGCAUCUCGCAUUGUCCGACCAGCAAUCUCAAUUUACGGAGCGGUUGCGCGAAGGUAGGAAUGCUUUUGGACGAAGGCAUCAAGGUCGGACUGGGUACGGACGUCUCGGGCGGGUUCUCGCCCUCGAUCCUCACCGCGAUCCAGCACGCCAGCAUGUGCUCGAAGGUGGUCGCGCUGCAAUCGCCGCUGCCCGAGGUCGACCACCACCGGUUCGCGGGCCGCCAGCUCUCGGUGCCGACGCUCCUGCAUCUCGCGACGUUGGGUGGCGCACAGGUCUGCAAUCUUGCAACACGCGUCGGCUCGCUCGUUCCUGGGAAGGCGUUCGACGCGCUCGUGGUGAGCAUCCGCUCCGAUGCGGGGAACCCUGCCGUGUGGGGCGCGGACCUCGAUAUGGAGCUCGGUGUCCGCGGAAGCGGCGGUGAGCAUGGAGACGAGGGCGGGCGCGGGAAGACAGAGAAAGAGGAGCUAGAGGGAAUGCUGGAGCGGUUCUUGUUCUGCGGAGACGACAGGAACAUCCGUCGUGUGUACGUCCAGGGACGCCUUAUUGGCGGGAAGGAGUUUAGUGGCGCACGGCCCUGA
Molecule: messenger RNA, 1536 nt
Organism: Sparassis crispa
Lineage: Eukaryota; Fungi; Basidiomycota; Agaricomycetes; Polyporales; Sparassidaceae
Product: Probable guanine
Exons: 7
Coding region: 1-1536 (511 amino acids)
Biological process (GO): guanine metabolic process
Cellular component (GO): cytosol
Molecular function (GO): zinc ion binding; guanine deaminase activity
Source: RefSeq, a predicted model, not a curated record